This is a messenger RNA of Phytophthora sojae, 1101 nucleotides long. RefSeq lists its product as hypothetical. Lineage: Eukaryota; Oomycota; Peronosporomycetes; Peronosporales; Peronosporaceae. The record is from RefSeq and is a predicted model, not a curated record. The transcript has a single exon. Bases 1 to 1101 code for a protein of 366 amino acids.
AUGGUACUCUCCAACUCUUACCUUCCGUCGGUGCUAGCGGCUGCAAUACUGCUGGCUACCGCAAACGGCCACGGCUACUUGACGGAGCCGGCCGUGACGUUCCUGUCCUCGUCGACCGACAACACGCAGUUCAUCGCCACCAUCGAGUCGUCGGCGUCCGACUUCAGUGGCACCUUCUCGGGCUCGCCGGCCGACAACACGGCCGCCUUCACCAAGGCCUUCGAGGCCAGCUCGUACACGUCGCUGAAGGAGCUCAUCAACGACAAGGCCACUAUCACGGUCACGGACGCCACGCUCACCUGCGGCUCGUGCUACCCGGACGAGACGGCCCAGCCGCUGCCCGACACGUACGUGGAGUGGUCGCACUCGUCCACGGAGGGCUUCAGCUCCUCGCACGCGGGCCCCUGCGAGGUGUGGUGCGACGAUGUGCGAGUGUUCCAAGACGACGACUGUGCUGCCGACUAUACUUCGGCCCCGGCCGAGCUGCCGUACGACCGCGACGCGUGCUUGGGCACCAGCACGCUGACCUUCUACUGGCUGGCACUGCACUCGUCGACCUGGCAGGUCUACAUCAACUGCGCGCCGCUCGAGAGCAUCACCUCCACGGGCGCGACGUCCAAGUACGCGGUCGGGACCAGCUCCGACACAAGCACCAGCACCACGUCCAACAGCACGAGCUCCACUACGUCGACCACAUCGUCUCCUAUUACGACAACGGCAACCAGCACGGCGUCGUCGGCAGCAACGUCCACUUCAACUUCAACGUCAACGACAAGCACCACGACUGCGCCGACUGCGGACACCAGCACAGCGACAACUUCUUCGACGUCAGCUCCGAGCACCACUUCGCCAUCGACAGCCAGCUCGACAACGACGGCGCCGUCAACCAGCUCACCUUCGACGGCGACUACUGCCAGCUAUGGCACUUCCAACCAGUGGACGUCGACCAAUUCAACGGGCUCGACGAAGACGAACGGCGGAUGGUCGGGCAACGGCAACAGCGACGUCCAAGCGACGACCGGAACCGUUUCGCCUAACCGGGGCACCGCCAGUGGCUGGAACAGCGCCGGCUGGGGCAACAGCUUUGGCUUCCGCCACUAA